AUGAAGCCCGUGUCACAGUCCUCUUCGCCCCGAAUCCAGAUGUCUUCCGAAGGCGGCAAGUUUAUUGAGUUCGAUUUCGUGCGUUCUGGACGUUACGGCUCACCGGACGUGCACCUCAAGUGCCGGAUAACGGCAACCACUCGUCCAUCGAAGCAGCAGUUGCAGGUGCCGAGGUCCAAGAGUCAUCUGGAGCGUGGUGGUGACCGCCACCAGGACGAUUCUUCAAUCUCCGCGCUGAGGCCCCUGACACGACUUGUUCGUUUCGUACCGGAGUUAGCCAACAGACUUCGGUUGUUGUAUCAGCUGGUCGUCUGCGUUCCUCGGAGGCUGGCGGAGAUACAGCAGGAUGCUCCCAAGGACGAGCCUCUUCUCGCAGAUCUUCCCGAUCAAGCACCCGUUGAGGAACGAGUUCUGGAGUGGGCCGAAGGACUUCUCCGCAACGGCAUCCCCAAGAUCGAGGUGUCUCCGGUUGCGGCUCAGGAUGGCUUUGAGGCUGACGACGAGAAUGAUGGAGACGACUACGACGAAGACGAGGACAAGAGCUCGGGCUUCUUUAGUGACGAGCUGAGCGAAACCGACAACGAGUCGACCUGGACGAGCGACAAGCAGGUUCAAUGCAGCCUCGGGCGGUACACGCUGACACAGGUCCAGGAACGCAAGCCCCGACUGGUGUCACAUCGUGAUCUGCCUGCAUGGCUGCAGAACAACGAGUACCUCGAGGGGCAUCAUAGGCCACCGUUGAAAUCGUGGCGGGCCUGCAUUCGCUCGGUGUUCAGCCUCCACACCGAGAGCGGUAAUAUCUGGACACACCUGCUCGGUGCCCUGGGCUUCCUCGCACUCGGAGUUCAUUUCUUCAGGUCAGAUGCCCUUGCCCUUGACUGGUCGGGUUCGCUGGCCUUUGGCGUGUACUUUGCGGGCGCCGCACUCUGUCUGACUCUGUCCACCAUGUACCAUACCUUCAGCUGCCAUUCGGCGCGCGUGUGCCAGCUCUUCUGCAAGAUGGACUACUGCGGCAUCACGAUCCUUAUUCUGGGGUCCUUUUACCCCUGGCUCCACUUUCAGUUUCUGUGCGAACCCCUCAAGAGACUCGUCUACGGGCUCCUGGUUACUUCAUCGGGACUGCUGACACUCAGGGUGUCCAUGUCGCAGAAGUUCGGCGAAGCAAGGUACCGCGGUCUGCGCGCUGGCAUCUUUUUCAGCUUUGCACUCGUGUGCGGAAUCCUGCCGUCAACUCACUACGGCCUGGAGCACGGCUGGGACGACUUGAUGUACAAGAGCUCGUUCGUUUACAUGCUGCUCAUGGUUGCUAUCUACGUGACCGGGUGCUGUGUCUACGCCACCAGAGUCCCGGAGAGGUUCUUCCCUGGUCGUUGCGACCUAGCCUUCCAAAGUCAUCAAAUAUUUCACAUACUGGUGCUGCUCGGAGCCCUUGCCCAUUACUACGGACUUUGGAGGUUGGCGUCUCUGAGGGUCUCCGAAGGAACCUGCCCCGUCGGGCAGACGAACUCUCUUCUAUUUGCCCUGGGAGCUGCCUGAGAGUGACCAAAGUCAUCUAGUUGCAUCCAUGUGACGACCUGUUGAGUCCUGGAUCUCGACCUGAAAUCACCAAGUUGGGUGACGAGAUUCUUCGGGACAACGGGGACUUUCGUCGUCGAAGAGCCAUUCGGAGACUGAGGGCCAUCGGACAUGACUUCUCGUCCGUGAGAAGACCGCAAGAGUGGAGAUGGGCCUGCUUUGCAUCGAGUUGCUCAAGUUGACCCACGACCGGUCCGAUGUGUUGGAGACGUCGAAGCGCUUGCGAUCUUCGCGUGCUCCGCGAUGGCGGGCGAACACACCAGAAGUACUACUGGAGAACAGAAGCUGGAGAAAACGCAGCCCUUCCACACGCAUCAACGCGGCGAUUGAAACGAGUGCCGUGCCAAUCCUACUGUCAACUGUUUCAUGUUGCAAACAAGACAAAAAAAAAAAAAGAAGUUUGCAAACGUGAGGGACAUGAUACUGUCACCGGUACGGGACUUCCAUUGACUUCAUAUCAUCGGUCAUUGUAAAGGAGCUUGCUGUUGCGCGUGUAAUUUCUGGAGCAUACAGUUUGCACUAUUGAAUGUUCUUUUUUCGGCAAGGACAAGUAUGAGUGACCACCAGUAUAAUGUGUUGAGGUCAUGUGCAAGCGUUGAAUACGAAGGAUGUUUCCGUCUGGGACUCUCGUAUACAAGGUAACGGUCGGUGUAUGGUAUCCGGUAGAGUUGGUAGGUUGUAUGUACCCUAUGGACCUUUCCGGAGAUAUGUGGUGCCCCAGCGUACGUCUAAUUUACGCAUUGUGGCGUUCAGAUGUAUGGCACGUGAAAUUACUCAAGAAGCGGAGGCCAAGUUGACGUGAGUUUAAUAGUUCGUGAUUUCAGAACGCAGAAAAGGCAGAAGAAAAGCCAAGCGAAGUAUGUAAUAACCUUCUUUUCCGUUCGCUAUUUCUUUUUUGUGUGUUCUGGUUUUUCAACGGGAAGAAAAAAUCAGACUUGUGCCUAUCUCAAAUACUCUACUCAAGAUACUGUAUUUCAAAUACUUUUUGAAGUAUCUUGGAAUCUUGCAAAUGCAAAUACGAUGAAGAGAAUUUGAGUGUAUUUUAAUUACAUUUCUGAGUAUCUUGUGCUCAUUAUCUCAAAUACAUUUUUGACAUUCCGCCAUUUUCCG
This is a messenger RNA of Ixodes scapularis (black-legged tick), 2685 nucleotides long. RefSeq names its product adiponectin receptor protein 2. Bases 1 to 1536 code for a protein of 511 amino acids. The record is from RefSeq and is a predicted model, not a curated record. The transcript is spliced from 2 exons. Gene Ontology annotation, cellular component: plasma membrane. Gene Ontology annotation, biological process: adiponectin-activated signaling pathway. NCBI's taxonomy places the organism in Eukaryota, Metazoa, Arthropoda, Arachnida, Ixodida, Ixodidae. Gene Ontology annotation, molecular function: signaling receptor activity.